Messenger RNA from Dentiscutata erythropus, 240 nucleotides. The record is from the annotation of a GenBank genome assembly. Lineage: Eukaryota; Fungi; Glomeromycota; Glomeromycetes; Diversisporales; Gigasporaceae.
AUGGCUAAGAGAUAUAAUACUACAAAAGCCAAAUCUAUUCUAGCAUUAACAUUCUUUCUUUAUAAUAUGAAUCCUGGUACAGAUCCUCUUGUACGAGUGAAAAGUAGUACUAAAAUUCAUGUACAGAUUGAAUCUAUUAAGUGUAGAAAAACUGGUAACAAAGAAAAUCAGGAUACUCAAGUUAUACCAGCAUGCAAAGUUAAAACAAUUGGUAAAAAGAAGUAUAAUUUUAGUGAAAAU